This is a messenger RNA of Hyaloscypha bicolor E, 1659 nucleotides long. Its product is annotated as putative nucleoside hydrolase. The record is from RefSeq and is a predicted model, not a curated record. Gene Ontology annotation, molecular function: purine nucleosidase activity. NCBI's taxonomy places the organism in Eukaryota, Fungi, Ascomycota, Leotiomycetes, Helotiales, Hyaloscyphaceae. The transcript has 4 exons. Gene Ontology annotation, cellular component: cytosol. Gene Ontology annotation, biological process: purine nucleoside catabolic process. Bases 128 to 1576 code for a protein of 482 amino acids.
CGAUCGUGUUCGCUUCGUGGUCUUCAACCCAACGAUUGUGGUUUUUCCGUUACUUGAGAUAGCAAAUAUUGUCGUCUCAACAGACCUUGACCGCAAAAGAAAGCUCUUCUCGUUCACAUCGGCGACAAUGGCGCCGCGGAAGAUUAUCAUAGACACCGACCCGGGGGUCGAUGACAUUCUGGCGAUACUGCUGGCACUCUCAGCAUCGCCAGAGAAGCUUCAAGUGCUGCUCAUUUCCGUGACAUACGGCAACAUUGAUCUCCAAAAUUGCCUACGCAACGCCAUCUCACUGUUCCACUAUGUGAACAAGGAGAUUGCGUGGCGAGAAAGCGUUGGACGGAGUUUGGGAUUUGAAACUCUUCGAAGUUCGAAGCCUGUAGUAGUUGCUAUCGGCCCUGAGCAACCGCUCGCUGAGAAUGCGUCGAUGCUUGAUUUCUUUCAUGGACAAGAUGGGCUUGGUGGACCUCACUUGAGCCUUGGACAGCAGCCGCAUCUGACGCCAGCUGAGACGUGGCAGCAUCUCUUGGAAGUGGCAGAAACGUCUUCUGCUCCCGAGCAAAGUGAAAUAAUAGCUAAAGAGAUGAAAAAUCCAUCCUCUCUUUUCACCCAAUCUCAAACACCUGCGCAUUUAGAGAUUCUAAAGUUGCUGCGCGACAACGAGCCCAACAGCAUCACAAUCGUGGCAAUCGGUCCAAUGACGAACCUCGCCCUUGCUGCAGCGGAAGAUCCAGAGACGUUCUUAAAAGUUAAGGAGAUUGUGGUCAUGGGUGGCCAUAUCGAUCAGGCUGACAAUCCAGCUCUUCAACCUCCCUCAAGCUUGGAGCAAGCUCCGAACAUCCCGGAGCCGCCUUUCAGGCUCACCAGGCAACCGCCAGGCCCCAUUCGAGAUUUGCUAAAUAUGCGAAAUCAGACAGCGCCUGUUGCGGAUUUCAAUACUUUUGCAGAUCCUAUAGCAGCGGCGAGAGUGUACACUCUUACAUCACCGAAACCUCACACAGUGAUGCCUUUUGCACUACCGUUACCCCUGUGCGAGAAACAGGAAGAGGAUGUGGCGCCUCUACCGUUCCUUCCCUCUUACCCCGACAAUCUUUCAAAGCGGUUGAACGUCACGCUUUUCCCAAUCGACAUCACUGGGAAGCACGUGCUCGCUCGCGGUGACCUCGAGGCAUCUCUUGAGCCGCUGUUGGCUGCGAAGUCGCCUUUGGCAGAAUGGGUUUCGGCAUUUAUGAAGGCUACGUUUGACAAAAUUGUUUCAACCAGUCCAGGGGUUUCUAGAGACACUGUAGGAGUGCCAGUCCAUGAUGUACUGACCAUAUGGUAUUGCGUGGAUUAUGACGACCCUAAAUGGGAGAUCAGCGAGGGUGAGGAUCUAAGGGUGGAGACUGUAGGCCAGUGGACAAGAGGAAUGUUUGUUGCUGACAGAAGAAGUCGGAAGCGAAAGGACGAUGACUGCGAUGAUGGCGAUGGCCGGUUGACCGGAGGGAAUGGGAAUGGCAAUCGACUCAAUCGAUGCGUCGGAUCCCCUGGACAAGACAUAUUUGGUGGGCUUUUACUCAAACGAAUAUUUGGCAGCUGAGAUCUUCGUCGAUGACUAAACCCACACCGAAGUAGUAGUCAUGAUUUACGAAUCUAAUAUGUAGUGAGAGACCAAGUAGACAG